AUGGAAGAUCUACCUCGCAUCGCCUCUGAGAAAGAGGGAUAUAACUUCUCCGCCCUCCGACACGAUGGCUUUGGUCCGACACGCUCGUCCCGGAGGGUCCAUCGAGGUUUCAUUUUCGCCAUCAUGAUACUGACACCGUUGGCAACCGUGGUUGUGUUCUUGGGCUGGAGUGGGGUCUCAGUAGGAAGCUCGUCUCCUCCAGAUUCAUGCGAUACUGUCGUGACAGGGUUUCAAUGUCAACCAACCAUUUCCCACUAUUGGGGCCAGUACUCGCCCUACUUUACUGUACCCUCCGAUAUCUCGACAGACGUUCCUGAUAGCUGCAAUGUCACAUUCGUUCAGAUCUUGUCCCGCCAUGGAGCUCGAGAUCCGACAGCAUCAAAGACCAAGACCUACAACAACACCAUCAAACAGGUGCAUGCCAACGUGAAAACCUUCACAGGGGCGUAUGAGUUUCUCGCCAAUUAUUCGUACACUCUCGGCGCGGACCAGUUGACGACUUUCGGUCAGGAGCAGAUGGUCAAUUCGGGUACCAAAUUCUAUCAUCGAUAUCGCUUGCUUGCAAUGUCCCUCGAACCCUUCAUCCGUUCCUCGAGCGAGAAUCGAGUGGUAGAGUCGGCCCUCAAUUGGACACAGGGCUUCCACGUCUCGAAACUGGCCGACAAAUCUGCGGAUGUCGACUCUGGCUAUCCAUAUCCGAUGAUCCUGCAGUAUGAAGGUGAUGGGUUCAACAACACGCUGAACCAUGCUCUCUGCACGGAAUUUGAGAACGGCACAGCCAGCGAGAUUGGCAACGACGCUCAGGAGGCCUGGGCGAAGAUCUUCAUCCCUCCCAUCCAAGCACGCUUCAACGCCGGUCUGCCCGGCGCCAAUCUCAGCAUGGACCAGACAGUGGACAUGAUGGACCUUUGCCCGUUCAACACCGUUGCCAAUGAUGACGGCACCAUUUCGCCAUUCUGUGCCCUCUUUACCGAAGCCGAAUGGCACAGUUACGGCUACUAUCAGACACUGGGCAAAUACUACGGCUAUUCUUAUGGCAAUCCUCUGGGGCCUACACAAGGGGUGGGCUUCGUCAACGAGCUCAUUGCGCGGCUGACCAACACCUCUGUUCAAGACCACACAUCUACGAACCAUACUCUGGACGAUGAUCCCGCCACGUUCCCUUUGGGCCGGCAGCUGUAUGCGGAUUUCAGCCACGAUAACGAUAUGACAGCCAUCUUUUCGGCACUAGGACUUUAUAACAACACGCUACCAUUGCCCAACACGACGGUCGUGGAGGCUAGUGCAGCGGGUGGUUACAGUGCCGCUUGGACCGUUCCGUUUGCUGCUAGAGCGUAUAUCGAGAAAAUGCAGUGUCAGGGGCAUUCGGGGGAACUAAUUCGUGUGAUUGUGAACGACCGUGUCCAGCCCCUCUCCUCUUGCGGAGGUGAUGCCCUUGGACGCUGCUCUCUGAGCAGAUUUGUGAGUAGUCUAGGAUUCGCAAAGACGGGAGGUCAGUGGGAGCAAUGCUUCGUCUGA
This is a messenger RNA of Fonsecaea pedrosoi CBS 271.37, 1518 nucleotides long. RefSeq lists its product as uncharacterized. The transcript is spliced from 2 exons. Lineage: Eukaryota; Fungi; Ascomycota; Eurotiomycetes; Chaetothyriales; Herpotrichiellaceae. The record is from RefSeq and is a predicted model, not a curated record. Gene Ontology annotation, molecular function: acid phosphatase activity. The coding region runs from base 1 to 1518 and encodes 505 amino acids.